Fusarium musae is the source of this 1602-nucleotide messenger RNA. RefSeq lists its product as uncharacterized. Gene Ontology annotation, molecular function: medium-chain fatty acid-CoA ligase activity. NCBI's taxonomy places the organism in Eukaryota, Fungi, Ascomycota, Sordariomycetes, Hypocreales, Nectriaceae. Bases 1 to 1602 code for a protein of 533 amino acids. The record is from RefSeq and is a predicted model, not a curated record. Gene Ontology annotation, biological process: fatty acid metabolic process. The transcript is spliced from 3 exons.
AUGACUACUUUCAUGACUCCAGCCUCUGGGCUUCAAGCGAGCGUCAAGAGGCAUCCAGAUCUGGCACUGUUCAAGAUCCCAGAGCAGUCUCCCCAAGGCACAAAGUUCAAAGAUGUUUCCUUUGCUCAGUUUGAGAGAGAUAUCAAACAGACGGCGAAAUAUUGGAAGGACAAGCUUUCUAACAUAGGUGUUGAAGACAGGGCUGUUGUCGGUGUCUGGCUGAGGGGUUAUGCCUACUCCGACACCGUCCAUAUCCAGGGUCUUAACUGGGCGGGAUACAUCCCUCAGCUGCUAUCUCUGCGCAUGACAGAUCCCACUGUCAUCUAUGAGCUCCUGCAAAAGUCCAACGCGGUGGCCUUAUUGCAUGAGCCAGACAACACUUCUCUCUUGAAGGAUAGCCCAGUGCCGACAUUCCCAGCGGGGGUUAACCACUUCGACACGGAUACAGCGCAACUGUCAGUGAUCCCUUGGCAUCCCAGAAAUGAAGAUGAUGUGCUCUUCAUCUAUCACACGUCUGGCUCGAUUUCAGGAAUACCAAAGCUCGUACCCCUUACUGCGCGAUGGGUUGACUACACCUUAGAAAUGUCAACAUACUUUGAGGAGCGGUCAAACAAAAAGAGGGAGAGGAUGGUCAGUGUCCAUAUGGGAAGCUUCUGCCACCUUGCCGGAUCUGCCCUCAGCUGGAUUGCCGCUAAAGAGGGCUCAUGCAUCAUCAUCCCAAGUACCCUCCCUGCUCCAGUCCCUGAAGUGCGUACCAUGCUUGACGAGCAUGGCUUGACAUGUGUGUGCAUGUUCCCGCCUGCUCUAUCGGCCCUGUUCAAUGAAGCACGCAAAGAUCCAUCUCUCCUGGCUUCUCUGAAAAAGGUUGACAAUGCAGGCUCUGGCGGGUUGACCCUCGAUGUUGCAGAUUUGGAAUGGGCGCGUAAGAACGGGAUCCCAAUGUUUAAUGUCUUUGGUUCCACAGAAAUGGGCAUUGCUUUGAUGACAGAUGCUCGGAAGAACGACGAUUACCUUGAGUGCCACCCUUCUGCCAAAAUGGAGUUCAUCCCCAUCGGAGAUACGCUGGCGUCAGGUGAGCAACUACUUGAGCUGGUUGUGCCCCCUGAGGCGCUCAAUUGCCCGGUCCCCAGCUUUAGGUCUGCUGAUGGCAAGUUUCACUCAGGCGACUUGUUCGUUGAGGCCAAGCCUGGCAAGUACUUUUUCAGGGGACGCAAUGACAACUGGAUCAAGAUGGAAGCCUCCCUGCGAUGCGAUACCAUGUCUAUAGAAGCUAAUGUCAUGGAAACCUGUGGCGAGGAUCUUGUCAGCGCCGUGGUUGCUGUCGGUGUCGGACGCCCUUGUCCAACUAUAAUUGUUGAGCCAAAGGAAGAGUUUCUGCCAGGUCACAAUGAGGGUUCGACGCAGCAGUUGAAGGAGGAUAUUCUGAAGAGGAUCACCCCAUUCCAUAAGCGAAGGUAUACACAUGAGCGAGUCGAGGAUACGCGAUACAUCGUUGUUGUUCCACGGGGGACUCUUCCUAGAACCGCUACAAAGGGGAAUGUGCGAAGGCAGGAGGUUGAGAAGGGUUUCCAGACAGUCCUGGACGCUGUGUAUGUGAAGUAA